This is a messenger RNA of Podarcis raffonei (Aeolian wall lizard), 1073 nucleotides long. It is a transcript of the gene CD79B, whose product is annotated as CD79b molecule. The coding region runs from base 152 to 769 and encodes 205 amino acids. NCBI's taxonomy places the organism in Eukaryota, Metazoa, Chordata, Lepidosauria, Squamata, Lacertidae. The record is from RefSeq and is a predicted model, not a curated record. Gene Ontology annotation, biological process: B cell receptor signaling pathway; B cell differentiation. The transcript is spliced from 5 exons. Gene Ontology annotation, cellular component: external side of plasma membrane; B cell receptor complex.
CCUCCAUCGCAGCUGCAUUUACAUGGGCAGGAAACAGAAAAUCGGCAAGGGAGAGGCCUCAGCACUUUCAGUUUUUCAAAGGCAGAACUGAGAGCUGGUCGUGUUUUCGCCAGGUCUGCAGCUGGGCUCGAGGUGGCAUCUUCAACUGGCAAUGCCGCCUUAUUUCCUCCGGGUCUGCGGAGUGUUCUGGGUGAUGCUGGGAACCUGCUUUGUGGUCACAGUUUCAGAGAAGGCGACGCGGAUACGCUUCAUCGCUGCCCGCUGGGGCAGCCAAGUUUCCUUCAGGUGCGUUUCCAGCUCUCCGGCAAAUUGGUACAAAGAGACGGAGAAGGGCAAGCAUCAGGAGAUGGUGAACACUUCCAGAGUCCAGGUGUUGAGGAACGAAUCGCUGGUCCUGAUGCACAUCAGCAAAAUCCAGCACACCGACAAUGGCAUCUACUUCUGUGAGAACAACAAGACACGGAUUAGUCGGCAGCAGUGCUGCGGCACUGAACUGCGAGUCAUGGGUAUCAGCACAUUUCAGCAAGUGCAGAAUCGAAACACCCUGAAAGAUGCCAUCAUCGUGAUCCAGACCCUUCUUAUUCUCCUGUUUGUGAGUGUUCCUGUGUUUCUAACUAUGGGGAAGGGUGAUGGCAAGGAUGCAUCGGCUGAGGACCACACUUACGAGGGAUUGGCAGUUGAACUAGCUGAUACAUAUGAAGACAUUUGUACUUACCAGGACAGAGUAACAGACAAGUGGAAUCUGGGGGAGAGUCCAGGCGAGGAGUGAAAAAUUUUGCAGCAUCUUUGGCAAGGUGUGCCACACCUGACUCGGGAACAAGUUUUGCUUGGCUACAGUGCUCUUGAUGCAGCUCUCGCCUGCUUGCUUAGCUAUCAUCAGCCGAACUGCUAGAUCAAAUGCGGUACUCCUUCGCUCCUGAUUUAUUGGGCAUUGGGUUUAUUGUUAAGAGGUACCCAAAGCUGGCGUAGUGGCAGACCCUCUUUAGGGAAGCUCCCCUCCUGCCUUCCCCAUACAAGAGGAAAACACAAAAUUGUAAAUAAUAAAAUCUGAGUGUGGGUUUGAUUCGAACAUA